This is a messenger RNA of Drosophila sechellia, 10788 nucleotides long. It is a transcript of the gene ppk27, whose product is annotated as pickpocket 27. The transcript is spliced from 3 exons. NCBI's taxonomy places the organism in Eukaryota, Metazoa, Arthropoda, Insecta, Diptera, Drosophilidae. The record is from RefSeq and is a predicted model, not a curated record. Gene Ontology annotation, cellular component: plasma membrane. Gene Ontology annotation, biological process: sodium ion transmembrane transport. Gene Ontology annotation, molecular function: ligand-gated sodium channel activity. Bases 3195 to 4463 code for a protein of 422 amino acids.
UAAUAGUAUUGAUACUUGUAAAUAAGUCAUUUGGAAAUUUUUUAUGUUCAACAGUUAAUGUUGAACUUUAUGUAAAACGAAAGAGUUUCUCCUCAAUUAACUCUGUCAUCUUUGUAAGUUUUUUGAAGUUUAGUUGAAAAGAAGAUGAGUUAUGAAAAGUUCUAGACUAAUUUUAGGAAAAGUUUUUUAAAAGUUUUGUGCUAACUGUCAGAUGCGCUUUCCACUAAAUUCUGCUCAACCGUCAAUCGUCAACCUGUCGCCGCCCACAAUUUUCCUUCCGCUCAUUAGGCGGCUCCCAAAGGAAAAGAAAAAUCCCAGGCGGAAAGAAAGAAUCGCAGGCUUGAGGCUUUUUCUAUUUUGUCACGCUUUUCGGUUUUUCUCGCAUCCUGCUGCACACGCAGUUUCGCAUUUUUCUAUGCAACGUCACCGACGACGUCACUAAAGCGGAAAUGAGAGCCUGCGCUCUGCAUCCUGCGCGCUCUUUAUCCAUUUUGACCUCUCUCUCUCUCUCUGUUAAGUUUUUCGUUCUUAACAUUCACUUAACACCAUUUUUAUAGCAGCCCGAUUAUUUUGUUCUUUUUUUUUAAUUUCGCAUGGCCUUUUUUUCAGUGUAUUUUUUUUUUGAUUUUUUCUUACAGCUUUUUAUGGUUUUUCAGCGGGUUUUGCUACUUUUUUGUUGUUGGUCUUUGUGUGUAAAUUACUCGAUAGCCUUUUUGAGUGCAACGUGAUUUUGAUGUUUCCUUUUGCAGUUUCCUUGUUGUUUUCACUUCUUGGUGCAUGUUUGAAGACUUUUUGGGUCCUUGAGUUUGUUUAUCUGGUUAGAUUGGGAUAUGAAAGGUGUGUUAGGUAAACGAGGCGGUGGCUUCAUUUGUUUAGGGGUUAAGUGCAUUCUUUUGUUUACCUCUGUGGUUAUUGCAUUAGUCCUGAUUGUCAGUCAAGCCCUCCAUUAACCUUAAUUUUGACGAACCUUGCAGUUAUUUAAAGGUAUCAAUUAUCUUAAUAGAAAUAUGUCUAUUUGAAACAAUUAAAACAUUUUUAAUACCUUUUGUCUUUAUCAAAAGGUCAUAAAUACCUGCCACUCACUUAUGCGUGCCGAAAUAUUUAGUGUAUUUCAACUUUAUUUUUAACACCUGGAAUUUGAGAUUCCUUGUGCAUGGUUAGCAUUCUAGAACCAUCUCGAUUCGGGCAUUUCCUGCGACCUGCGAGGGCAGCGAAUGUCUUUGGGCACUUGGCAGGCUCCUUUGGCUCCUAGUGUUCCCCUUUUAGCCACUACUUUCUCCACCUUUAUCCCUGUGGAUUUUACCCUUAAGCUGUUCCUUGCUUUUGCAUUCCAUAAACCACAAAGUAUGAGUAAGCACUUAACCCUUUCUUUGCACGCCGCUUUCUCUUACCCCUUUCUCCGCUCUCUCCCUCUCUCUAUUUUGCUCUCUUGCAUUCCUGACACGCAUUGCAAGUCUAACCUUUCACAUUUAUGCGGUGCACACGCCCAGUUGCCGCCCCUUUUUCUGUUCCAGUUAGUUUUAUUCAAUUUUUGCGCUAUUUUUACAGAUGCAAUUUUACAGCGGAAGCGAGGAAAUCGAGACAACCAUGGAGAAAGUUGGAGAGAGGGGUGGGGAAUUCGAAAGAGGGGGCUCGAAGGGGUGAAGUGUGUGUGUGUGUGUGCGGAGAAAGGAGGCUGCCUAAGUGCUUCGCCCAUUAAAGUAUGCAAUCAUUUUGCGGUUAGUUGCCCUUGUCUUCCUGCCACUUGAAUCACCCCUUCAACGCCACUCCUAUCUUUUCCAUUUUCCACUUUCCCUACACCCUUUUCCCUUUAGCAAUUUUCGUGCCUUCGCAGCUGCAUAAAUUUCGCCGCUGGCAUUUGCUUUUAACCAAUUUGCUAAUCCGUUCGCCACUUUCUUGACAGCAUUAACAAUUUUCACGGUUUGUUCACGGUUAUUAACAACUUUAUUAUAUAUGGUAGCUAAAUCUGCAAUGCUUUCCACUUAUUUAAAGACUCAUGGACAUGAUUUCGUUUGGUUAAAAUCAUCUUAAUUCAUUGAACUUUUCAAAAAACAUUUCGACAAAAAACUCAUUUGAUUUCUGACAUUUGUGCCAUAUUUUUUGUUUUGCCUUUUUCUCUGGGCCAAGUUCAUUCAUAAACAAAUUAGUGAAAUUUCGUCUAGCUCUUUUUCUUCUUUUUCUAAGUCUACGCCCCCACAAUUAAAUCGAAAACACAACGUUCCCACCUUCCACAGUUCUACUCCUCCGAUCUUAGAAAGAAAACCCGUAGAAGCUACGUAUAAAUAAAUAAAUAAACAAGCGUUUAAUUGAACCGGAAAUUAUUGUGUGUGGGUUGUAUGAUUGCUUGUGUGUGUGUGAGUGUGGUUCUUAUUGGAAUUUGUUGUUCACUUUUAUUUAGUUUUAUCCCACAGAUUUUGUUGUUUGUUCGCAUUGCGUUUUAGUUCUCCAACUUGUUUGCCCAGUUGGUUUAUCGUGGCUGGAAAGAGAGGGGUGUACUAGUUGUGAAAGAGAAGGAGACAUGUGUGCCAGAGAAGAUUUCUUGCUUUCGGGCAACAAAAACAUAUACACUCUUUUGAUUAGUUCUAUUCUUAGUUAUGGUAACAAGUGCCACAGAUUUAAGCUGACACAGGAUUAUGCAGUUAGGUUUUUGGAAUAUUUAUCGUUUGACUUACGCUAUAAUCUUGUAUUAGAAUUUAUACAAUCAGUUUCUAUGCUGUUAUUUUAAGCUGAUGAUUAGGCUACCUACUAUUCACUUAAAAUAAACAUGUCAAGAGCUUUACAGAGAAUUCGGCAAUCAUCGUUUACAUUAGAAAUUGGGACUUCCCAUCUGAAUUCCAUUAAUAUGCAACCCUUCACAUUAGCGUGAUGUUUUGAAUUUCCUUUUAUGGGUGUGUAUCUGUUCUUGCACGUAUCUGUGUGUCUGCUUAGUGUAUCUUGCAGCACAUUGUAGUAAAUUAUACUUGACAGUCGUUGCAUGUUCGACUUGCGAUACUCGACAGUUUCCACUUCCAUUAAUGGCUACUCAGCCACGCCUCCCACUUGUUGAAUUAAAUAUAAUUCGAUGUUAUUUAUUUGACUUGAGAAAUUCGAGUAGCUAUCUUCGCUGGAUAAUCUGGUAUCUCAACAUCGUAAUUACUCACUGAGAAGCUAUAAAAUAUCCUGUGGACAUCGAAAUACAAUUCAGUACCGCCAAAAUGUCUCGCAUUGUGACAGCUUUCAAUAAAACGGUUGUCGAAUAUUUUCGAAAAACAAGUCUCAACGGCUUCGGCCUGCUGUAUUUUAUAAGAAAACGCAGAAUUCAAAGAAUAUUCUGGUUUUUGUUUAUUAGCUUUGGCAUACUUUUCGCUAGUUAUGCAGUGUUCUCAAUGAUUCUGGAAUUCCUCAGCUACUCAACAAUUGCAGAUCUCUCGGAAUUAAAAGUUUUGGAAGAUGAAACACAUUUUCCAGAGCUAAAAAUAUGUAGUGGUUAUAAGUUUAGUCACAAGAAUAUGUUAGCUUCUGCUCAUGACUUAGUUAAUUCUCCAAAAAAAUCGCUUGAUUUCUGGCUACAAAAACUAGCAUUGCUCUCUGGAUACUUUGAUCCUUUUUCUGUGAAAGAAGAGGAUGUUGAUGAUAUUAAUUUUUUACUUGAUAUAAAGAAUAUUUCUUCCUUUUUACUUGGCUUAACACCAGCAUGUGAAUCUUUGAUACUCAGGUGUAAGGUGAAUAAUAUUCCUGCCAAUUGCUCGAAGUUAUUUACAUUAAAAGCUUAUAAUGAUGGAAUUUGUUGUGCCUUAGGGAGAGGUAAUCUAACUGGAGAACUCACCCUUUUUAUGGAUUCAUCUCAUAUAGAUGAAUAUCCUUUAAAUGGAAAUUUUCCUGGCUUUAGUUUACAUGUUCCAAGUUGGCAGGGUAGAGUUAGUAUCAACCCUGGCGAAAUAGCAGCUGUGGAAAUAGAAGUUAUGGAACUUCAGGGAAAUUCUCAAUUAAACGAGUAUGCCAUAGAAAAGCGAGCUUGUUAUUUUUCUCAAGAGGGUGAAAGUAGGGAAAAGUGCCUUCAUGAGUGUAGAAUAAAAGCCACGUUAAUUAAUUGCCAGUGUGUGCCGUAUCCAUUCGAGUUUAGAACGCAAAAGUUUGGGCAUUGCACUUUGGAGAAUAUAACAUGUCUGCAGUUGGUAGAAAGAAACUGGUCACCAGCUCAAUGUCCGCAAUGUUUGCCGCUCUGCAAUCAACUGUUUUACAGAUUGCACAAACAAAUCCUUGGGCAUUUGCAUCCUUGGAGAAGUGAGUUGAAUUUUAAAUUUAAAACGCCACAUCGACAGCUGUACAAAACAAAUAUACUCUAUCAUUGGUAUCAAAUGCUGUCAAACGUUGGCGGCGUUCUGGGCAUUUGCAUUGGCUGCUCCUUCAUCAGUGGCUUCGAGCUGAUUUACUUUCUGGUCUUUCGCCUGUGGUCCAACUAUCUUCGACAGCCCGAGACUUAAUUAAGUAAAAUGUUGCGCAUACGCCAUGUGGGCAAAUUUGUUGUGAUUUAUCUCGUUGACAACGUGCCAGCGACAGGGUCGCAUUAAUCUUGAUGACUUGAAUUGUAACUGAGGCGAAAUAAACGAGUGAAAAAGAAUGGGGAAACGAAAGGGUGGCACUUGGGAGCCGGAUUGUGGGUGGGGCUUAGCUGGAGUGUGCCGAUCAUCAAGGUUAAGUGGUCUGCUGAGCCCCUUUUCAUCGUCUCAGCUUGUUCGCCAUUCGUCGCCUGGGGGGCCACUUGAUGACUACUGAACGGCAACAAAAAGAUUCACAAAUAUGUCUCUUCUUGUGUAUAUAAACUGGAAAAAAUAUGAAAACAUUGAAAUGCUCUCUAAAAAGAAAAUCUUAUGAAACACAUCUAUGGCAAGCCAAAUGAAUAUAAAAAGCUGAGGAAGGUGCUAAAUAGUGUGCAUAUUUAAAUUUUAAAUAAAUUAUCAUUUCCACUUAAUUUCUCUCAGUGAUAUUGUGCGAGUGUGAAUACCUUUCUUAAGUGCACUUCAGCGUGCGUUUUACUGUAUUGAUUUUUUCCCAGCCAACUUGUCAACUUUUGAAUAAUAAAAUUCUUGUUUCUUUCAUUGCAGGUGAGUUUUCCCAAGAAAAUUGUGCCCAGGUUUUCAAUAGCGUAAGUUUUAUAACGCUUAAGAUUUGAAUUUUCAAAAACAUAGUUAACAGCACAUGUUAAUAAGCUGCUGAGUAACAGGUAAAAGCUUCGAAAGCUUCAUAGAGUAGGAAAAUCAGCUAAGAGCCGUUGCAUUGCAAAAGCUUGAUGGAAAGCUUUUACUUUGGGGUCGUCGGCUGUGUUUAAUAAAGUGUAUUUUUUAUGGCGCUCUGCCGGUUAUCACAAAUCAUGUUCAAUCAAUUGAAAUGGUUAAAUGGUUAAAAAUUCAGGCCAUGAAUUAUCAAAAAUCUGACGCUGAAAAAUGCAAUCUAAGCAUUGCAGUAAAAUCUAGAAGCCGCACACACCCAUUUAAUGGCCUUCUGGGGGCAAAAAACCGUGAGCAAGGCGAACGUCUCCAUUAAUUUUAAAACCGCCAACUUAUCAGGGCAGCGUCAUGGUCCUAAGUGAUUUCCCCGGCUCCGUUGAUUUACGGGGGAAAAGUAGCAACGGAUAUCUGCUCUAUAUUACACACAUAGAGCCACUAAACGCAAGGACAUGCGAUGCCGUGUCCUUCACCUUCCCAUCGCCUCCGAAAAAAGAAAGGAAAAAAUUUAUACAUAAAUAUCUCCGAGCGAAGGAACCUUCGGAAUUCCUUUUAAAGUAUUCCGUAUGCGGCGGUGGCUUGUCCUGACAUUAUUAUUUUUUAUUUUCAUUUUUUUUUACCAGCUGAUGAGUUGUUGAUCAAAGACAUUCCAGGCUGGCUUUUCCGGCUAACGGUUUCGGGGAAAAUUCAAUUCGUGUCGCUUAAUGUGUCACACUACAGUCACUUCGAGUAGUUUGAAGUAACAGGAACUAAUUUGGGAUAUGGGUUAUAAAGGGGAUGUUCUAAAACUAGAUAUAUUGGUUUCUAAAGAGGAAUCGAAUUAUUGAUGUUGGUAUUAGUUGUCAAGAUUUGACUUAAAGCAUUAGGGUAAUAGAAGCGUUUUCAAACACUUUCCCUAUCUAUCGUACAGUAACUGACCUUCAUUCGAGUUAGCCAAAAAGAUAACUUGAAUAAAGAACUGAGCUUAAAAUUAAAAAUUUACGGUGUGCAAAACUUGUUUAAUUUCUUGAGAAGUGGCCAUUGUUACCAUUAGCAGCAUGUGCAAGCGAAUUUCCAAAGGUCUGUGUGUUUGGGCAGACGAACAAAAGUUUUCGUUGCAAACUUGAAAUGAAAUUGGUUCAAAUUAAACAUUUCAAACAGCUUAAACUUGUCCCUCAAAUUGCCUGCCAUUGUUCGACGCCCGACAAACUCCGAUCGGAUGUGGGCCCAAGGACAUUUAGGCAUACCUAAACACAGUCGUCUUCCUUCCCCUUUUUUCUCAGCACAAUCUGAAUCCUGCAUCGACGUGGACUCUGCCUUAUUUGCAUAAUUCUAAUAUGGAACAUUUUUGGCCAUCAGCUCCCUCAACUGUCCACCUACACACACACACAUGCACACGCAUCCUGUGCUGGGAGAUUUGCAUAAAUAAAAGCGUAGUUGUGCCUCCAUGUCGUCCUUGUCAACGUAAAUUACGGCCAUUUGAUUUCGGCAAUUACAACGCAUUUUUGUGCAACAAUUUUCAGUAGACCACCUUGUUUCCCCCUUCCCCGCAUGAUUUAUAUGUCCUUUUUUGUGUCUGGAAGGACUGGACAAUUUCAAUUUAAGCUGCUCUCACUCAGCUUCGACAUGUUGUGUGUUUUCCAAGUUAAUUAUGGGCUUAUCCUUGGACUUGUCUGCAGUCGAGUAUAUUUAUUGUCGCUGUCGUCUGUCUGCAGGAUUUCCUCUGUGAUUUUUUCGCUUUUGUUCGCCAUUGUUCGCGGAUAUUUUCCUGCAACCGAGUCGCAGCAAUUUGGCACUCGUCCCAAAAACAAAAAAGGUAGACAACCUUGGCCAUGAGCAGGACUUUCUAUUUAUCUAUUUAGCCAAGCCAAGUUGCCGACUUGUUUUUCGGUCUAUUUGCAUUUUGCGGGCGGAAAAUGAGAACGAAAAUGAUUAUCAUUUGUUUUCGUUAAGUUGGCUAAAACCAAGCUGUCCAGAGCCAACAAGUUGUGGCAGCUCAUAAAAAUGAAUUACGUCCGCCGGCCCCAAGGAUUCUGUAGUUUAUCUAAGCUAUUCCUCCUGCCUUUUCUAGGACUUUUCCAAGAUUUCCUGGGAUCAGUUUUGCGCAGGGGCGUUAUUCAUAUGUGAGAGAGCAUAUGAGACAGUUUUGUUGUGGCUUUAAAGGAAUGCGAAUUGAAUUUGCUUUUGUAAAUUUAUGUAUGACUAAGCCCGCAUAAUAUGCGCCUGAUUUAAAAGCCACACGAAAUGGGGUAUGUACAGCAUAUGUAUUUACAUAUUUUCCUCAUCAAUUUAUACUGUUGCGGAAGUUAAAACAUGGUCAAACUAUAAAUAUUAAUAACAAAUACCAAAUUUAAUUACAAGCGGGAACAUUUUAGAAACAUUUUUUCAUCCUGCCUAAUACACUCUCAUUAUUUUUCAAAUGAAAUAUUCCAAGUAGCUUGCAAAUUUCAAAUGCUCCUUGGGCUAACGACUAUAAUCGCUUCGUUCGAUUACGAAAAAUAAUUCAAAAUAAUUUGUAUUGAUUUUGCUGGAGAGUCCUUCCCGAUUUGUUCCCUAACGACUAUUUUGCCUGCAUAAAUGCGUCCUUUGCGAUUUACAUGAUUUGCUCUGCCGACUUUCCAAUCCGCUUUUCCGGCUUUCCCUCAUUGUGUAAGUCCCGCAGUCUUAUGCAAAUGCUUCUGGGUGGGAGGACGAGUCCCCUCAAUCGAGGAGUAGGCGGCAUCCCUGUCGUCCUGGCCGUUCAAUCAAAGUUGACAUUGCCUGGCGGGAACAUCCUGGAUCCAGGACUCGGGAUUCAUCCCUGUCAUUGUCAUUCGUUGUGUCGAGUGUGGGCGCUUUAAAGCGAUUUUAUUUAUGCAACGGCAUGUGCUCACUGAGCUCAGUUCUUAACCGAGUUUGGCAUGCAAAUUUUGCACGUGCCCUCGUCUCUGUGUGCAUUUAAUUAUUAAAAUUUAAUUUGGCCAAUUCUCUGGCUGCUUCUGCCGCUUCUUUCCAACCCAAAAAUCAAGCUGUGGAAACCACUCUAAAAUUGGGGACACCGUUCCAGUUCCUUUGCCUACGGAGCAAACAACCUGUUUGCAUCCUCGAAAGGAAAAAAGAAAUAUAAAUUAUGGCCCGGAAUAGUUUUUUUUUAGAGCAGAAUGGCACAUCAUUGUUAUUCCUGUUGCUCUUCUCUUUUUGCUGAUAAAUUUUUGAUAACUUGCGUCACUCGCAUUUUUAAUGCAAAAGGGAGCAUUUUCAUUGUCGAAAGAGAGCACGGGAAAAUUUUAAGAGAGCCAAAAGCUUUUCGAUUUUCCCAGCACGUGCCGUUUUGUCGGCAAAAAGCGAAUUCAAGUUCAAGUCACACAACAUUGAAAGCCAAGUUCACAGGCUCCAAGGCUCCCUCGCCCUCUCUCUUUCUAUUCGUGUUGUGCUCUCUCUUUCCCUGACGCUGACUAUGUAUUUUUGUGAUUAUGUAAGCAAUUUCUGUGUAGCGUUCUGCUAUUUGUCCUUUAUUGUUUUUUUUGCCUAAAUAACUGCAGCGUUCCAUUUAAAAAUUUGUAUAAAUAUUUCAAAAAUCUAACUUUCUAACGAGGGGUCAUUAAAAAAUUAAAAAAAAGUUUUCCUUGCAUUCCAAUUUUGCAUAUGCCAUCUGUUGAAUAGUUUAAAGAGUUUAUUAAAUCAAGAAUUUAAAAAAAAAAAAACAAUAGCAAAGGUGUUUUCCAAUAUUUUAAAGCCGACCCAAACUACAAUUUUUUUUAGCCAACAGUUGUUUAUCUUCGUUGUCCUUAUUUUUUUUUGCGGCCCAAAAAUUUCAAUUGCAUUUUCUGCUAUUUAUUUUUCAUUUUCCUUGGCAUUUUGCUCGAUGCUGGCAGCCGUCCUUUUUGUGAUUCCUCACCAGAUAUCUGUUGUUUGUUGUGUUUUUCCUUUUGGCCUUCUUUUGGCCGCUUUUCCCCUUUACCCCUCUUGUCAAUGAGCCCAACAAAGCGGAAGGACUCCCGCCGCCAUAGUUUCCCCGUCUCUUUCUUUGUUCCAGCUGGCUGUCUCUUUCGGCCCACCUCUACCCGUCCCUUUCCCCGUUCUUGGCAUUCAUUGCGUGGCUGUCUCACAUAUCUCAGCUUCUAAAGCAUAGAUUGCCUGGCUGUAGCAGCCAUAAACUCGUGUAAACUUGUGUUUUCUAUACUAACUAGUUGACAUUGGUUUGAUUUGCCCAUAUUUUUGCGAAUUGUGGCGCAGUCUUUUCCUUGUUGCGCAUUCGAGAUGAAGUCGGAUUUUCCCCUCUGGGGACCUUCGACGUGGUCCUGGCCUUGAUUAGCUUUCGGUUUCGCCCUGGAGAUUCUGGGAAUUUCAAUUCAAAUCACUUUGGCACUGGUUUAUAUUUAGACCCAAUCUUUAACCUUGUGGGCACGGGCGCAGGCACACUUCCUUUUCCGCGUGUCACUAUUGUGGAUUGUGGGUUUUUGCCCCUCAUAGCCAGAUGACAAUGAUGGAGCCUGGCAUUGAUGGUGAAAGAACCAAAGGGACAGGGACGAGCAGAAGGACACUGCCAAGGACGCACCAGGAAACGAGUAAGGCGACGCUCAUUGGCAUCCAGUUAUUACUUUGAAGUGUUUGCUCAUCAACGCGAAAGUUAUCUCUGCGUCACUUUUCCGCAACUUCCCUGUUUCCUGUUGAAUCAAACUACGACUCAAAUGCACCUGAUAGCAAAUUUUAUAUAAAAUUGGAGCUAUCUGAUAUCUCAUAGUAUACAUUUAAAAAAGUAAUGGAAAAAUAUCGAUCAUAUGCAUAUGGUACAUUAUUUAUUAAGAUUAUUAAGCACGAUGAUGAUAUAUUUGGAAAUAUUAAAUUCAACUUUAGUGUUUAAUUCUUAAUUGAUGGACAUGCCCUACAGUUAAGUCUAUUUCGUUGCCUGUUAAUGACUUGGACUUGGGCUCUUUUAAUUUGCUGCUUGUCUACCGCAUGCCAUUCGGCAUUAAUUUGCUACAGCCUCCUUUUUUCCCGUACUUUUCACUUUCCGGCUCAUUUUUGCCCUCUUUUACUUAAUUACAAUAAUUCAUCAACUUGUUUUCGUUCUAUGGAAAUCCAGCCACGCUUCAUGUUGAUUAAAUUCAUGGUCCCAUUGUUUGCGCCUUUUUAAGAGAUGGGGGGAAACUGGGGAUACUAAAUGCUGAAAUUCUGUUACAUUAUUUGGUUUGGUUUAUGGUUUUCCUUCGGUUGCAUGUGCAACAGGCAAAGAGCAGCAUAAGUAUAUGGCCCUGACCAUGGCAACUGCAGCAUUGACGCACACGAAAACCCCCUCGUUCUGCAUUUUCCAUUUUCCUUGCUGGCUAGCCGCAAAACUCCUGCCUGAUGAUUUCAAUCAGACUGUGGGCGUGCAUUAAUGAAGGGGAAAAUGGAAAAGGCAGCAAGGAAAAUGGGGUGUGGGCAGGACAACAGGCUUCGAGCCGGGGCAACAAACAUGGCAUAAACAAAACACACGCACACACUGCCAGAAUAAUAGCCAAUGAGAGCGGGAAAGAGAAAAUGCAGCGCGCGUAGGAAAAGAGCUUUUCCUGGCCAAGAGAAAAUGGCACAGCUUUUCCUGCUCUUGGCAGUGAUGCUUACGUACAUCUUCUCUAGCCUUUAA